Molecule: messenger RNA, 1657 nt
Organism: Gopherus evgoodei (Goodes thornscrub tortoise)
Lineage: Eukaryota; Metazoa; Chordata; Testudines; Testudinidae
Product: shootin-1-like
Exons: 7
Coding region: 126-668 (180 amino acids)
Source: RefSeq, a predicted model, not a curated record
CGGUGCUAGAAGAGAAAUUGGAGAGGGCUGAAGCCCCGCCUUCUGAACCCGCUUCGCCAGAAGUGGCUCCUCCCCCACCCCCACCACCCCCACCUCCUCUGCCACUGCCAGCAUCUUCCGCCCCCAUGGAUCCUCUUUUGGUGAUCAAGCAAAGGAAGGGAAUGCGGCAACAGAAACCCAGCGAACCUGCUACCGAUGACGUAAAAGCUCGAGCAGUGGAGGAAAUGAUGGCCAGGAUCAAGAGCGGGGUUGCCCUGAGACCAGCAAAGAAGGAUGGGGCUGCAUUGUCUCAGGAUCGCGCAACAGCAGCCAGCAAACGCAAGAGCACUGUGAUGGAGCUGCAAGGGAUCCUGGGCACAAUGAAAAGGCCGGUCAGAAAACAGAGCUGGAGUGAACACAGCCAGAAGAUCAACGCCAACCAGCUGCAGUCCAUCCUGCAGAGACGGCGCAGGAUGGUGGACUCCUCCACUCCCGCCCAGCCCUCGCCACUGCGGGACGAGCUCAGAAAAGAGGUGCAGAAUCAAGGUGACAGUGGAAUUUGCAAAGCUAUGUCCAGCCCAUGCACCAAGGAGACUGUAGCUGUCGUCCAGUUAAGAGCAAGAUCGGUGCACCUUCAGAAAAGCAGGCAACUGGCUCUCCUGAAUGAAGCAGAGGACAAGCUGGCAUAGAGAGAGACUACCUGAAAACCAGCCAUCCUGUUGCACCACAAGACAUUGCAUGGCUGCCUGGUCUCACACCCUGCCGAUGCUCCUUGCAGUACCUGCCCCACCUGUGUAUCUUUCAGGCACGCAAACAUUCAGAUCCUGAGCACAGCCUGAGGAUGCGGUUCUCCAGUCGAGCUUGUUAGCGCGAAGUGCAGCCAGAUGCACAGCUUGCUCGCUUACGCAUACUAGCUUGCUCUGCUUGCCUCGGUGGUAGCUGGGAGGUGCGGUCAGGAACCUUAACACUGACAACCUUCAUAUUGUGGUCCUAGAGUGGAUUUGUCAUUGGCCAGUGGAACGUGGUUUUGUUGACAGUGGUUUGUAAAGAUCAUCCAUCCCUCCUCUUUCAAAGGCCAGACAUAAUUUCACACUCUUCCUGAGGACUGCUGGGCUGCACAUAAAGAAGGCUGCAGCUUUCGAGCCCAUUCUUUUCUAACCGAGCUGCUCUGACAAGAAUAGACCAGCAGAACCCAGUCAGCUGCUGAGCUGAGCAUCAUGGGGGAUCUGAGUGUCCUUCUAAGAAGCCCCACAUUUGACAUUUGAGUUCUGUACCUUUUAACUAGACAACCUGUUAGAGGAAGGGGCUAAAGAGACAGAAAUUGAAUUUGGAUGGACUAAGCUCAGAUCUCUCGGCAGUUCACACGUUGUGGGGCUUGUCAAGCUGCCUAGGGUGGCUCACGAGCCUGAGUAACCACCUCAGGGCAGACUGUGAAGAAGCAGGGCACAAACCCCAAGCUGGCUGUGAGUUCUGUGUCCACAUUUCACCAACCAAGUAUCACGUCUGAACUCCUCAAGGACUGUGACAGCCUUAACAUGGAGUCGCAGACAGUACCCUUGGGCACUCGGGUCUGUCUUGCCACCCAGACAAGCCUGCCUUUGUGAUAGAAGGUCCCUUACACCAAAAAUCACAAUGGUAUUCAAAUUACUCCCAGUCCAAAAGGACCAGUCACUUACAG